This is a messenger RNA of Seriola dumerili (greater amberjack), 5338 nucleotides long. It is a transcript of the gene atp8b1, whose product is annotated as ATPase phospholipid transporting 8B1. NCBI's taxonomy places the organism in Eukaryota, Metazoa, Chordata, Actinopteri, Carangiformes, Carangidae. Gene Ontology annotation, biological process: phospholipid translocation; Golgi organization. Gene Ontology annotation, molecular function: magnesium ion binding; ATPase-coupled intramembrane lipid carrier activity; ATP hydrolysis activity. Gene Ontology annotation, cellular component: plasma membrane. The coding region runs from base 200 to 3946 and encodes 1248 amino acids. The record is from RefSeq and is a predicted model, not a curated record. The transcript has 30 exons.
CGUACGGACCGGUCCGGCAGGUUUGCGCGGGACACAGCAGGUGAGGCAGCGGGGGGGAAGAAGGGCGGGGGAGCCGCCGGAGCUCUUUACAAGCAGGAAGAAGGAAAACAUGGUGCGGUGACAAUACUCCCGGACACCAAGCGAGAAUUAGGAUUCAUCUUUUUAUACCAAGGACAUCGGAGAAACCUGAGCUGCUAAGAUGAAUCGGGAGCGCGUAGACUCCCAGGGCUCCAUGAGGCCUGACGAUGAGGUCAUGCCAUACAGUGACGACGAGACGGAUGACGAAUUAGCAAUCAGCUCUGAAGGAGAAGCAGAACAACAGCCAGGAGCUCUGCAACCUCCAACAGACCUUAGACUAAGCGAGCUUGGUUGGAAGGUGAAAGCCAACGAUCGACCUUACCACCACCUGCCAGAGUUUCAGAAGAAAGUCUUCCUAUGCAUCAAGAAGAGCAGAUACUCUGGAAACGCCAUCAAGACCUACAAGUACAACGUCCUCACCUUCAUCCCCCUGAACCUGUACGAGCAGUUUAAGAGAGUAGCCAACCUCUACUUCCUGGCUCUGCUCAUCUUACAGAUUAUCCCAGACAUCUCCACUCUGCCCUGGUACACCACGCUGAUCCCUCUGGUUGUGGUGCUGGGAAUCACUGCCAUUAAAGACCUGGUGGACGAUCUGGCGCGACACAGGAUGGACAAGGAAAUCAACAACAGGAAGUCUGAGGUCCUGUUGGACGGCAGGUUUCAAGAGUCGAAGUGGAUGAACAUUCAGGUCGGAGAUGUGGUUCGUCUGAAGAAAAACGACUUCAUUCCGGCCGACAUCCUGCUGUUAUCCAGCUCCAACCCAAACAGCCUGUGUUACGUAGAGACAGCUGAACUUGACGGAGAGACAAACCUGAAGUUUAAGAUGGGACUAAGAGUGACGGAUGAGAAACUUCAGGAAGAGCGAAAGCUAGCUGAGUUUGAUGCUCUGAUUGAGUGCGAGGAGCCAAACAAUCGUCUGGACAAGUUCAUAGGGACGAUGCUGUGGGACAGGAAGCGCUACCCUCUGGACCUGGACAACAUGCUGCUCCGAGGCUGCAAGAUCAGAAACACCGACGUGUGUCACGGCCUGGUCAUCUUCGCAGGUGCUGACACCAAGAUCAUGAGGAAUGGCGGGAAGACGAGGUUCAAGCGAACCAAAAUCGAUGAGCUGAUGAACUACAUGGUUUACACAAUCUUCGUGCUGCUGAUCCUGGUGGCGGCGGGUCUGGCCAUCGGUCACACCUUCUGGUACGAGGAUAUCGGCUCUAAGGCCUGGUAUUUGUUCGACGGCAAAAACCAGGACGCGUCUCACAGAGGCUUCCUCAGCUUCUGGGGAUACAUCAUCGUCCUCAACACCAUGGUGCCCAUUUCACUUUACGUCAGUGUGGAGGUGAUCCGUCUGGGCCAGAGUAAGUUCAUCAACUGGGACCUGCAGAUGUAUUUCGCAGAGAAAGACACUCCAGCCAAGGCUCGGACCACCACCCUGAACGAGCAGCUCGGUCAGAUCGAGUACGUCUUCUCCGACAAGACGGGAACUCUGACGCAGAACGUCAUGCAGUUCAAGAAGUGCACCAUUGCUGGACGUAGUUAUGGUUCCCCCACCACUGCUGAGGGAGUGGCGCUGGACCGAGGAAGGCCGGUGGACUGGAGCUGGAACCCCCAGGCUGACAGGAAGUUCCAGUUCAUGGAUCAUUCCCUGGUCGCCUGCGUCCGAUCCAGGAAGGACAAAGAUGCUACGGAGUUCUUCAAACUGCUCUCCCUCUGCCACACCGUCAUGGUCGAGCACAAAGACGGUGAUCUGGUGUACCAGGCGGCGUCUCCUGACGAAGGCGCCCUGGUGACGGCAGCCAGGAACUUCGGGUACGUGUUCCUGUCUCGUACCCAGGACACCAUCACCAUCAAGGAGAUGGAGCAGGAGACAACGUAUGAAAUGCUGGCGUUGCUCGACUUUAACUCCGACCGCAAGCGCAUGUCUAUCAUCUUGAAGUUUCCUGAUGGGCGUAUUCGUCUCUACUGUAAAGGAGCAGACACGGUCAUCUAUGAGCGACUCUCCCCCAACUCCAGACACAAGGAGACUACCCAGACUGCUCUGGAUAUCUUUGCCAACGAGACCUUGCGGACGCUGUGCUUGUGUUACAAAGACAUCAGCAGAGAGGAGUAUGAGGCCUGGUCCAGGAAACACGAAGAAGCCCAGGUGUCCAUGUCCGACCGAGACGCCGCCCUCGACCGUGUAUAUGAGCAAAUUGAGAACAACCUUAUGCUGAUUGGGGCGACAGCCAUCGAGGACAAACUGCAGGACGGAGUGCCGGAGACCAUCGCCAAACUGGCCAAGGCUGACAUCAAGAUCUGGGUCCUGACUGGAGAUAAGAAAGAAACGGCGGAAAACAUCGGAUAUUCCUGUUCGCUCCUGACUGACGACAUGCAGCUCCACUACGGAGAAGACGUCAAUGAGCAGCUGAGGAUUCGUCAGGCCAACAGGAGGAACGAGCCCGCAGCCUUCGGUCGACGCAAACAGAAACCUGCAGAUCCUUUCUUCAGGCAGCCGGGCAAAAACGCUCUCGUCAUCACUGGAGGAUGGCUGAACGAGAUUCUGUAUGAAAAGAAGAAGAAACGGCGUCGUCUGCGUCUGCGUCGUCUAGGAAAGCGAGCACCCCCAAGCAACCCGCAGGACGGACAGCCGAUGAACGACUGGGAGAAAGAGAUGAGACAGAUUGACUUUGUGGACAUGGCCUGUGAGUGUGAGGCGGUCAUCUGCUGUCGUGUCACACCGAAGCAGAAAGCCAACGUGGUGAGUCUGGUGAAGAAGUACAAGAAAGCCGUGACGUUGUCCAUUGGAGACGGAGCCAACGACGUGAACAUGAUCAAAACUGCAGACAUCGGUGUAGGCAUCAGUGGUCAGGAGGGGAUGCAGGCCGUCAUGUCCAGCGACUACGCCUUCGCUCAGUUCCGUUACCUGCAGCGCCUCCUGCUGGUGCACGGGCGCUGGUCCUACAUCCGGAUGUGCAAGUUCCUGCGUUUCUUCUUCUACAAGAACUUUGCCUUCACCCUGGUCCACUUCUGGUACUCCUUCUUCAGCGGAUACUCCUCACAGGUCGCCUAUGAAGACUGGUUCAUCACUCUGUACAACCUCUGUUACAGCAGCUUACCUGUUCUACUGGUUGGACUUCUGGACCAGGAUGUGAACGACAAACUCAGCCUGAAGUUCCCUAAGCUCUACCUGCCCGGUCAGCAAGGGUCACUGUUCAACUACAAGAACUUCUUCAUCAGCUUGUUCCACGGCAUCUUCGUCUCACUCACCAUCUUCUUCAUCCCCUACGGAGCCUUCCUGCAAACCAUGGGGCAGGACGGAGAAGCCCCGUCCGACUACCAGUCCUUUGCCGUUGUCAUGUCCUCGUCGCUGAUUUUUACCGUCAACCUGCAGAUCUCUCUGGAUACCUCCUACUGGACCUUCGUCAACUGCUUUGCGGUUCUGGGCAGCAUAGCCAUUUACUUCGGCAUCAUGUUCGACAUCCACAGCGCCGGGAUUCACGUCAUCUUCCCCUCAGUGUUCACCUUCACUGGUGUAGCAUCAAAUGCUCUGCGUCAGCCGUACCUGUGGUUAACCAUCAUCCUGACUGUCGCCAUCAGCCUGCUGCCCGUCAUCUGCAUCCAGUUCCUCCAUAAAACCAUCUGUCCCUCUGUAGGAGACAAGGUCCAGAGAAACAGGAAGAAGUAUGAGAUGGAGAUGGAGGAGGAGGAGAAGAAGAAAAAGCCGUCAGCCUUCCAGCGUGGCCAGCGUUCCCGCCGUUCCGCCUACGCCUUCUCUCACUCCCGCGGCUACGCCGACCUCAUCUCAUCUGGGCGGAGCAUUCGGCGGCGCCCGCCGACCCGCGCUGGUCCCCAUGACAGCAUCAGGGAGGUUCCCCAGAGAGAGGCCGAAAACAUCUAAACAGCAGGAGACGGAGUAAAACUGUUGCCAGAGGGGUUGUAAAUAUUUAGGAAAGUGCAAGGAACACUUGGUUUAUCUUCAUUGUUAUCUGGAGUCGCCACGGAGAUGGUCGACAUCAGGAGCUCUGCACGGAAGUGUCAGCUGGUCGGACUUUAACUUGACCUUUCCCUUUGGGGGAUUCGACUGCUUUAGGAGAGGAAAUGCUCCUGAAGUUGCUCAGCUUUUAGAAAGAAAACGAGGAGCUGAUUUCCCACCGGUGUGUUUAACCUGAUUUGCAGAAAGUCGAAUGUCUGCGACCUUGACUCCACUGCCUCCAGUUCCUCCUCUAUGCACAGACACUCGCAAUAGAAAGAAAAGAAAAGAAAAAAAUAAAAAAAUAAAGCUCACCGAAGAGACGACCGCCGUUACCGGGGUUUGAAGUCACGCAGAUACUGUGUGACUGACAAUGUUGUUUAACUCAGGAUUUUUAAUAUCAGAGCCUUAUUUUAUAGUCAGUGUGUCCCUGCUCACCACCACUGUGAUGGACAGGCAGAGGUCAUGUGGUUUAAUAUGAUACCUUUUUGACCUUCACAGUUUUAGCCCGAGGAUUUGAUAUGAUGGUGUUUUAUUAAAAUUAAAAAAAAAAAAAAAAAAAACCCAAACGUUUUCCUUCACCUUAAAACCAGCGGGCUAAAUCUAUACAUGUCAAGGUAUCUUCUUUUAAUCUUUUAUUAUAAAUAAUGGGGGGAUGUUAUUAUGCUAGGCUAUGCAAGGUUGUCAGAUGUUAUAAAGUGUGUCUUAAUUUAAAAUUAAGUUGUGAAUAGUGAUCUUUUCUCCUCAAGUGUCCUUACAGCUAAUAUUAUUUCUAUACCACACAUUUUAUGUUUUUUUUCUUUUCUUUCUUUACUCCUUUCUUUUUUUCUAGUUUGUCGUCCAACAUCAGCGCCUCACUGUCUUUUUAAUGUGCAGAAUGUAAAUUUAAGAGCUCCUCACUCAAAGGACGGAGGUUCAUCAUCUGAUUUAGUCGUUUUCUUAACUCUUUGAAAGUAAAAUGAGUUUCUUUACUAAUUAAAAAAGUAGGAGUUUAUUUUUGAGUGUGUGUGUGUGUGUGUGUGUGUGUGUGUGUGUGUGUCGCAGGUUGUUUACAAUGAACCCGAAGAAGACAUUUGUGUUUUUGUGUCAUAUAAUCUGAUUUUAGGAUAUCUUCUGAACAGCGCGAAGCCAAAACUCUCAUAUACCUGUUCUGACUGUUACUGUAUUCCCUUCAUGCUAGUGUUAAUGUAUACAGAUCAUGUCUUUUUACUACUGAGUGAAUGGUGGCAGCAGGGCGUGAUUGCUGUUGACUGCACCAGCGGCAGUUUGCUCUCUUGUCAUAUGAUGGUAUUUUAUCAUGUGGUUGUUAAUAAAAGCCAA